Molecule: messenger RNA, 942 nt
Organism: Mustela erminea (ermine)
Lineage: Eukaryota; Metazoa; Chordata; Mammalia; Carnivora; Mustelidae
Product: TATA box-binding protein-like protein 1
Biological process (GO): DNA-templated transcription initiation
Molecular function (GO): general transcription initiation factor activity; DNA binding
Source: RefSeq, a predicted model, not a curated record
UCAUCAUCAUCCUUGUCCUCCAGCUUAUCCUUAGCGUGCGACAGAACCCGCAGCAGCGCUGCCGCCUCGUUCUCUGCCGCCGCCCCCUCUUCCCACAGAUGUGAUCUUCGUGGUGGGAAGCUAAGUUUUUAAACUACCCCAAUGGAUGCAGACAGUGAUGUUGCAUUGGACAUUAUAAUUACAAAUGUAGUCUGUGUUUUUAGAACAAGAUGUCAUUUGAACUUAAGGAAGAUUGCUUUGGAGGGAGUAAAUGUAAUUUAUAAGCGUGAUGUUGGAAAAGUAUUAAUGAAGCUGAGAAAACCUAGAAUUACAGCUACAAUUUGGUCCUCAGGAAAAAUUAUUUGCACUGGAGCAACAAGUGAAGAAGAAGCUAAAUUUGAUGCCAGACGUUUAGCCCGCAGUCUUCAGAAACUAGGUUUUCAGGUAAUAUUUAGAUUUAAGGUUGUGAACGUUUUGGCGGUGUGUAACAUGCCGUUUGAAAUCCGUUUGCCGGAAUUAACGAAGAACAACAGACCUCAUGCCAGUUACGAACCUGAACUUCAUCCUGCUGUGUGCUAUCGGAUAAAAUCUCUAAGAGCUGUAUUACAGAUUUUUUCAACAGGAAGUAUCACAGUAACAGGGCCCAACGUAAAGGCUAUUGCGACUGCUGUGGAACAGAUUUACCCAUUUGUGUUUGAAAGCAGGAAAGAAAUUUUAUAAUUCAUCAUGUAAUUGGUUAGAAUUCCUAACUGAGCACCUUUAAAACCUGCUGCACAUUGGACUCAAAACAAAAGGAAAACUGGACCAACAGUAAUUGAGGAAAUAGACUCUUUUAUUCAUUCACGGCUACAGUGUAAGCUCCAAGCCCUUUGGAUUUUAUUUCAAACCUUGCUGUAAUAUAAAAAGGAAGUUUACAAGACAUGACAUUGCUGCUUUUACAAAAGUACAUUCUAUUUAUUUUCG